Molecule: messenger RNA, 912 nt
Organism: Penicillium daleae
Lineage: Eukaryota; Fungi; Ascomycota; Eurotiomycetes; Eurotiales; Aspergillaceae
Exons: 1
Coding region: 1-912 (303 amino acids)
Source: RefSeq, a predicted model, not a curated record
AUGAACACCCCGAGGAAACAUGCCAGCGUGCUCCUCCAGAGAUUAUCUGCAUCGAUGAUUCCGAAGAUGAUGUCAGCCCCUCAACUAGAAAUCAAGAUUAAGCAAAUCCGAAACUUUCUUUAUCUUUACAUUCUCCAGGGUAUGAAACCGAGGGCAGUGAUGGCGAAGACGUCGAUCAAGACGAGUCCUCCGGCAGCGACAGUCCAAGAAGCGAAAGGAGUGAAAGCGAACCUUCCGAGACUGAACCAGAAGAGGAGGCCAGACAACAUUCUGCUGAAGCACUCCCGGCUGUGCAACACCCCAGUGGCCAAACUGAAAAUAGCGCGGACGACCUGGACCCCGAGGAAUUUCCCGAAAGUGACUCUUCGGAGAGUGAAGACCAUGACAGCGAGUCUUCCAAUACCGAAUAUGAUGAUCGAGAGGACACAAAGCCGGUGGUCUAACAGUCAGUCGGGGGAUCAAGAGAUUGCAGAUACACAGCAACAGGACGAUUGCGAUGAUGGCGACGACGAAGACGAUUCUUCUGUGGACACUGCAUCAGACUUCUCAGAUCGACCACAAGGCAUUAAAAGAUGGAUAACUCAUCAUGUUCAAGAAACGGACCCCGUCGAACCAACUGAGCUCUGGCCGCCAGAUCUAUCGGCAUGGGAAUCAAAGAUAGCAAGCUGCGACGAAGGGUCGUAUCCGUUCCAAUGUAUGAUUCGUGUUCGCUGGGAGCCACGCUUUCCCUGGCUGGGUCAAUCACCCGAAAGUAUCAGAAAUCGCAUUUCCAGUGAGAUACUCCCAAACAAUGUCUCAAUAGAGGAAAUCAGGCCCCGGCUGAAUCAGCAGGAGAUCGAUGUGUUCCUCGAUUCAGCGCUUGACCGAAGCAAUCUCAUCGUCAACUCGGGGCUUGGCUUCUGGACCUCGUAG